Messenger RNA from Sorex fumeus (smoky shrew), 2712 nucleotides. RefSeq names its product solute carrier family 27 member 5 (gene SLC27A5). Bases 324 to 2534 code for a protein of 736 amino acids. The transcript has 10 exons. Gene Ontology annotation, cellular component: endoplasmic reticulum membrane; endoplasmic reticulum. The record is from RefSeq and is a predicted model, not a curated record. NCBI's taxonomy places the organism in Eukaryota, Metazoa, Chordata, Mammalia, Eulipotyphla, Soricidae. Gene Ontology annotation, biological process: bile acid biosynthetic process; triglyceride mobilization; long-chain fatty acid import across plasma membrane. Gene Ontology annotation, molecular function: long-chain fatty acid transmembrane transporter activity; long-chain fatty acid-CoA ligase activity; fatty acid transmembrane transporter activity.
UGAAGGACUAAGGCCUUUCAACCCAUGUAGUGGGCAGAGUUGAGCCUCCUGAAUUGCCAGCAUGGUUCUGUGGUGCCAGGAAUAGGGCAGAGGCAUUUUACCCUUCCAGGAAGCCUAAAUUUAGUUUGCAAGAAGUAUUUACUGAGCACUUGGCAAGAGGUUGUGGGCUGCACUGCACCACCAGACUACACUUCCCUGGCCAAGAGGGCACCACAGAACACCCGCUGUGUACUGUGUAGAGUAGCAGACUCUUGUUGGCCUGCCAGUUUUGCUGUGGCUUACGUAAAGUAACAGUUUCAAAAGCAGGCCUUUCAGCUUUUGAAAUGAUGACAAAGCAGAGAAUGGUAAUCAGGUUUAGGGAAUCUCGGGGACAAAGUCUUAGGGGCGGUUCUAUGCCAGCGAGAUCACACCAGCAGGCAGACAGGAGCAGUCUACACACAUUUAGGCAGCCAGAAGGUGCCAUGGCUAUGGGGCUGCGACUGGCUCUGUUGCUGUCACUGCUGUCACUGCUGAAGGUACUGGGAUAUCCCAUCUGGCCUUCAGCUGGGGCCUUAGCCCUGCGCUGGCUCCUGGGUGACCUUACCUGUUGUGGUUUGCUUGGCCUGAUCAUUAUGGCGUGGCCAGGACUCAGUCCCUGGAUGCCCCCCUGGCUGAGCCUAGUGGCCACAGUGCCUAUACUGAGCCUGUUACCUCCACGACCACCUCCUGGACUGCUCUGGCUGCCGGCAGACCUGAUCUACAUCUUGGGGCUCUUGAACUUGGGCCUGAAAGUCAGCGCCCGCCUGAGCCGCAGGCCCCCACAUACCUUCGUGGACUGCUUUGAGCGGCGAGCACGUGAGCAGCCAGACCGUGUGCCCUUGGUGUGUACAGGGUACGGGGGACACUCAGUGACCUACCGGGAGCUGGACACCCGUGCCUGCCAGGCAGCGUGGGCUCUCAAGGCCUUGCUGAAGGAUCCCACAGGCCACGCUUCCAAGGAAUCUGCUGCCCUCCUGGUGUUGCCCUCCAAGACAAUUCCAGCCCUGGGUUUGUGGCUGGGGUUGGCCAAGCUUGGCUGCUCAGUGGCCUGGAUCAAUCCAAACAGCCGAGGGGCACCCCUGGUACACUCUGUGCUGAGCUCCGGGGCCCAGUUGCUGCUGGUGGACCCAGAGCUCCGGGACAGACUGGAGGAGGUCCUCCCCAAACUGCUUGCAGAGAACAUCCGCUGCUUCUACCUUAGCCACUCCUCCCCCACACCGGAAGUGGGGGCUCUGGGACCUGCCCUUGAGAAAGCACCCCUGGACCCUGUGCCUGCUGACCUACGUUCUGGGAUCACAGGGAAAAGCCCUGCCCUUUUUAUCUAUACCUCAGGAACAACUGGACUCCCAAAGCCCGUCAUCCUGACGCAUAAGAGGCUACUUCAGAUGUGCGGCAUGCUGUCUCUGUGCGGGGUCACAGCUGAUGACAAAGUCUACACAGUCUUGCCUCUCUAUCAUGUCAUGGGCCUUGUCCUUGGGGUCCUUGGAUGCCUGGAGCUUGGAGCUACUUGUGUCCUGGCUCCGAAGUUCUCAGCCUCCUGCUUCUGGGAUGACUGUCGACAGCAUGGUGUGACUGUUGUGCUGUAUGUGGGUGAGGUCCUGCGGUACCUCUGCAACAUUCCCCAGCAACCAGAGGACCAGAUGCAUACAGUCCGCCUGGCGAUUGGCAAUGGACUCCGAGCUGACGUGUGGAAGACCUUCCUGCAGCGCUUUGGCCCCAUGCAGAUAAUUGAAGUCUAUGGUUCCACAGAGGGCAAUGUGGGUUUUGUCAACUACACAGGGCGCUGUGGGGCCCUGGGAAAGAUGAGCUGCAUCCUCCGAAUGCUGGCCCCCUUUGAGCUCGUACAGUUUGAUACAGAGGCAGCAGAGCCUAUAAGGAACAAUCAGGGUUUUUGCAUCCCUGUGGGGCCAGGGGAGGCAGGCCUUCUGCUGACCCAGGUGUCGGGUCUCAACCCCUUCUUCGGGUACCGCGGGCCCCGGGAACUGUCGGAACGCAAGUUGGUGCGGAACGUGAAGCGAACAGGCGAUGUUUAUGUCAACACCGGGGACGUGCUGACCAUGGACCACGAAGGCUUCCUCUACUUCCGGGACCGCCUCGGGGACACUUUCCGCUGGAAGGGCGAGAACGUGUCCACGAGGGAGGUGGAGGGCGUGCUGUCGCUUGUCGACUUCCUGCAGGAGGUUAACGUAUACGGUGUGCCUGUCCCAGGAUGCGAGGGUAAGGUGGGCAUGGCAGCAGUGCAGCUGGUCCCAGGGCAGACGUUCGAUGGACAGACACUUUACCAGCAUGUGCAAACCUGGCUGCCUCCCUACGCAAGGCCUCACUUCAUUCGUAUCCAGGAUGCCCUGGAGCUAACUAGCACUUUCAAACUGGUGAAAUCCCAUCUGGUGCGUGAGGGCUUCAGUGUAGACGUGGUCGCUGAUCCCUUGUUCGUGCUAGACAGCCAAGCUCAGACCUUCCGGCCCCUGACACUGGACACCUACCAGGCUGUGUGUGACGGAAGAUGGAAACUCUGACCAUCUGACCCGCCCACAGAACACAGGAGUGGGACCCAGUGCUGACUUACACCUGCAUUGUCAUGUCACCCCAGACACGUGAGGUGGCACCCUAACUGCCCAGCCUGAGCUAUUUCCAGGUGCAAGGCACAGGCCAGGGCCCAGUAGCAGAGUGACAAUAAACUCAGAUAUAUACAGA